Messenger RNA from Adineta steineri, 480 nucleotides. The record is from the annotation of a GenBank genome assembly. NCBI's taxonomy places the organism in Eukaryota, Metazoa, Rotifera, Eurotatoria, Adinetida, Adinetidae.
AUGUUGAUUUAUGUUUUCGUUCUAUUACUGCCAAUUACCAUACUCGAUUCUAUUAAUCCAUUGGCGACAACUCGAUCUUAUGUUAUCAAAAGAGACUUCUUUCGGGGAGCGAAAGCUAAUGAAUUUACAAUUCUAGAUCCAUCGAAGAAACAACCACAAUAUCGCAUCGAAUCUCGAUAUGGUCUCCUACAAAAUGCUGAACUCGUUGUUUACCCAUCGAAACAACCCAUCGCUAAGCUACAACAAAAAUUUAAACUACUUCUCUAUAGUGGAAUAAUCUCUAUUUUGGAUCAGAAUUCCAAUCAAUGGAUAAAUGGAACAAUUCAAGAAGAUUUUCGUGGCACUUACAUAAUCGAGUGGAAUGGACAACGUGUAAAUGUGAAAUCAAUUGCUAUCGAUAGUGAUUUUACUGAAACAAUUUUAGACAAAGUAUUGAAAAUCAAAUUUGAAUUCCACAGUAAAUGUUGGAUCUCUUCCUGA